AUGACACGCCAACUUCUAGAACCAAUUCAAACCCUCCUCCAGGUCCUAACAAAUCCAGACCCCAAUAUUCCCAAUCAGUUCUCCUCGGCUUUUACAACCAGCCCGAAGCCAGUAGCCUAUGAGCACGGUCUCCCACAAUUGGCUCCUUUUGUAGGCCGUUCGUUUACUGGCCAAGAGGGCAUAUCAACCUAUUUUAACCUACUCUCUACCCAUCUUGAGAUCAAGAAUAUGGCAUUCGAGUCUGAAGAGAACUGGGUCAUCGACGAGAGCUGCAUGUCCGUUGCACUACGCGGCACAGCAACGUUCAUCUGGAAGAAGACACGACAAGCUUGGAGUGAGACAUUUGCCUAUCGGAUCAAGCUUGCUGAGGAUGUAAGCGAUGAUCCAGAGAAGAAAGGUUGUUUGAAAGUCAGCGAAUAUCAAGUCUGGGCAGAUACGGGAGCUGCAUAUCUCGCCAGCUUGGGUAAGCUGGACAAAUUGCGUGAAGUCUGA
Penicillium soppii is the source of this 492-nucleotide messenger RNA. RefSeq lists its product as uncharacterized. Bases 1 to 492 code for a protein of 163 amino acids. The record is from RefSeq and is a predicted model, not a curated record. The transcript has a single exon. NCBI's taxonomy places the organism in Eukaryota, Fungi, Ascomycota, Eurotiomycetes, Eurotiales, Aspergillaceae.